CUAGGACUCGAGAACAAUUUAGUGAAGGGCAGUAACAGUUUGGAAUUCUGCUCGGAGAGUGGGAAUUGAUGCCAGAAGGUUUCAUCAGUUUCUUUUAUUUAAGCUCACCUCUUGAGUGGUGAAGGGGGCUUCCCCAGAAUCAAGUCAAAUGUUGCCCCUGGGUGAGAAAAUCAAGCGUUAUCUGACGUUCGCCUCAGGGAUCUUCGAGUGCCUUGGCUUUGCUGGUGCAAUCUUCGGCUGGGCUUCUUUGGUCUUCGUACUGAAGGAGGAGGGCUAUUUCUAUGACCUCUGUACCUCGCCGCACAAUGUUACUGAGCCUGGAGGCAGUAAUGGCACAGUGGACUGUCACCUCCAGGAUGAGCGUUUCGCUCUCAUUUUCACCAUGGCCUCCUUCAUGGACAGCUUCACCACCUUGCCUGGUGGUUUCAUCUUCGAUAACCUUGGCACCAUGCCUGCCCAGUUCAUGGCCAUAUCCAUGUACACCACAGGAACACUGCUGAUUGCCUUUUCUACAGCAGCGUCCUCUGUGUUGCUGUUCCCUGCAGCCUGCUUAAUCGCGGUGGGAGGUGGAACAUUCUACAUCUCCAACAUGCAGGUUGGAAACUUAUUUGGAGAUCGACGGUCCACAGUGAUCACUUUGUACAAUGGGGCCUUCGCUUCGUCAUCCUGUUCAUUUCUACUUGUUAAAGUAUUUUACCAGGCUGGUUUCUCAGUGAGAUCCAUUUUCCUGUUCAUUAGCUCAAUGAGCAUUGUCCAUGUGCUGCGUGUAUUAUUUCUCCUCCCCAGCAAGCAUAUCCCUUAUCCCCUACCAGAGGAUUACACAUAUGGAAUCACUUGCAAGAAAUUUGGGUUGGACUCAUUGCCCCGUGAAGAAGAGACAACAAAACAGAUGAAGCCUUUGCGUGGAGAAAAUGAGGCAGAGGGAAAAAUGGACAAGGGUUCUGAAAGCAAGCAGUGGGAGGUGGAAGAGAAAACAGAAAAGACAGAGCUGAUUGAUCAUUUUAAUUCCCAACCCAAAACUUCAAAAGGGACUGAGGUGAAGAAGGAAAAAGCCCGCUCAUUCAGGAGCUGCAUCUUCUCCAAACUGUUUGCCACUCAUCUGCUGUGGAUUUCUGUUCUGCAGCUCCGACACUACCUAUUCAUAGGCACUCUGAACCCCACGCUCACACUGAUGUCACACGGCAGCACCACAGAGGUAAGCAAGUAUACAAAUGCAUUCGCCCUCACACAGAUCUGUGGUAUAUUCUGUGCUCCGUGGAAUGGGAUAGUGAUGGACUGGCUGCAAUACAGAGACAAAACCUCUGAUGCUAUUUCAGAUCCAGUUGUUUCAAAGCGUUUGGCUGGCAUGCGGUCAGCUGUGGUUUCUCUCAUUAUCACCAUCACCCAGUGUGUCCUGUUCUCGAUAUCGGCGACUAUUCCUGUCCUGGAGGUUCAGUAUUUGUCGUUUAUCUUACAAGUGAUCAACCAUUCCUUCCUGUAUGGGGGAGAUGCAGCCUUCAUCAGCAUUUUGUACCCUUCCUGUCAUUUUGGGAAGAUCUAUGGUGUGGGACAGACACUUUCAGCGUUUAUUUCGCUGCUUCAGUACCCUUGCUUCGCACUGAUCCAGGGACCCUUGAAUAAUGACCCUCUCUUUAUGAACAUUGGAUUCAUCAUCCUAGUAAUCCUAACCUACAUACAUCCCUUAAACCUGUACCUGCACUGGCGAAAGGAACUCCAGCAAAGAGUCACCAUUAAGAGUCCCCAAGCUGGGGUCAAGAUACAGGGAGUUGAGCUGACGAAGGACACAGAUAUCUGAGCUGCUCAUCAGUUUGUGUGUGUGUGUGUGUGUGUGUGUGUGUGUGUGUGUGUGUGUGUGUGUGUGUGUGUGUGUGUGUGUGUGUGUAUGUGUGUGUGUGUGUGUGUGUGUGUGUGUGUGUGUGUUUGUGUGUGUGUGUGCACAAAUAGGAUAUAGAAUUGUACAUCACAGGAAUAGGCCCUUCAGUCCACGAUGUUGUGCCAAACAUGAUACAAAAUUAAGAUAAUCCCUUCUGCCUGCCCUUGGUCCAUAUCCUUCCAUUCCUUGCCUAUUCAUAUGCUUACCUAAAAUCCCCUAAAACACCCCUAUCAUUUCUGCCUCCACCACCACUCCUGGCAGUGUGAUCCAGAGUCCUACAAUCCUCUGUGUAAAACAAACUUGUCUCUCACAUCUCCUUUAAGCAUCCCCCUCUCAUUAAAUGCAUGCUCCCUUAGACAUUUCAACUCUGGGAAGAAGAUUCUGACCAUCAACUCUAUCUAUUCAUCUCAUAAUUUUAUCGACUUCUAUCCAGUCUCUCCUCAGCCUCUGCUAUUCCAGAGAAAACAAUCCAAGUUUUUUCUAAACUCUCCUUAAAGCAAAUACUGUCUAAUUCAGGAACAUUUUGUUAAACCUCUUUUGCACACUCUCUGAAGCCUUCACAUCCUUUCUGUGAUGUGGAAACCAGAACUGCAUGUCAUAUUUGGUCUAACCAAAAUCUUAUAAAGCUGCAACAUGACAUCCUGACUCUUGUACUCAAUUCCCCGACCAAUAAAGGCAAGCAUGCCAUACAUCUUCAUUACCACCCUAUCUACUUGUGUAGCCACUUCCAGGGAGAUGUGGGCUUGAACCCUAACAGCCUCUGUACCUCAAUGAUGUCCAUGUAGACAAUGUCCACUGCUCUACCUUCAUCGAUCACUUUUGUCAGCUCCUGGAAAACUUCAAUCAAGUUAGUGAGACAUGACCUGCCCCUGCACAAAGCCAUGUUGACUGUCCCUAAUUAGCUCAUACUUUUCUAAAUGAGUUUCAAUUCUAUCCCUCAGAAUUCUCUCCAAUAGCUUCCCAAUCGUUGAUUUGAGACUCACCGCAUAUGAGAGUCUAUAUGUUUCUGUGUGCGGAGUUUGAAUAUGUACGUGUAGGCCCAUGCCCGUUGACUGUAUGCAGUCUGGAGAUUAUUUUUUUCAGUAUGUGUACAGUGUCAACAUCUAUCUGUGAGGGUAGGGUCUGUUGCGGAAUUAGAACGUAAACAUAGAGCAUUACAGCACAGUACAGGCCCUUCGGCCCUCGAUGUUGUGCCAACCUGUCAUACCGAGCUGAAGCCCAUUAAAUUGUUUAUGAUAAAGUAAAUACAGUCACCAUCAUCUCAGAGCUCCGCUCUACCAUUAGAGAGAAAGAGAUCUGGUGGUGGGGAGAGGGCAAAAAUGUGGGACUGUCCUGGGCAGCUCAGCUGGUCCGGGAAUUAGAGCCGCACUGUUGCUGCUGCCGUGCACAGAGAUAAACCGAACACCUCCUGGGUGGUGUGUGUUACAGCUCAGGAAAUGUGCCAACAGGGUCUCACUGGGAAAACUGGUGCCUCGGAGUGGCGAGUUUCGGGGGCACGAUCAAUGAGGCGUGAGCAAGCAGGAUGGGUGGGCAUGGAACGGCUUUGGGUGUUCAUGUUGCAGCAUGCGACUAUAAAGCUCUGCAGAAUCAGUGUACAUCAGGUGGAUUUGUGCUGCUGUGGGGUUGGGGGGAGUCAGAAUAUAUGAGUGCAUAGGUCAGUGCUGUGCAGGCACACGGGCUGUAGGAGGGGACAUCCAGAGCCCACACAGUUGGGAUGAACAGGGUGGCUGGUGUACAAGGUGAGGAUCUGCAGGGGUGAAACUGCACACGGUAUGGGUUAUGACACCCAGUGGGAGGGGGAUGUGAGAUUUGGAUCUGAGAUAAAGCACAGAAUUAUACCUAAGCCAAUCCAAUUAUUUAUUUAAAAGUAUCAAUGAGAAAACCCUCUGAAUCUGAUGAUGACAUGAGUUGCACGAUUCUGUAAUAGCCUACUCAGAAAAUGGAAUCAUUUCGUGAUGAAUAAACAGUGUUAUCUAUUUUGAA
This is a messenger RNA of Stegostoma tigrinum, 3856 nucleotides long. RefSeq names its product equilibrative nucleobase transporter 1-like. The transcript has 13 exons. The record is from RefSeq and is a predicted model, not a curated record. Gene Ontology annotation, molecular function: transmembrane transporter activity. Gene Ontology annotation, biological process: transmembrane transport. The coding region runs from base 149 to 1795 and encodes 548 amino acids. Lineage: Eukaryota; Metazoa; Chordata; Chondrichthyes; Orectolobiformes; Stegostomatidae.